Molecule: messenger RNA, 486 nt
Organism: Cucumis sativus (cucumber)
Lineage: Eukaryota; Viridiplantae; Streptophyta; Magnoliopsida; Cucurbitales; Cucurbitaceae
Product: RING-H2 finger protein ATL1-like
Exons: 1
Coding region: 1-486 (161 amino acids)
Source: RefSeq, a predicted model, not a curated record
AUGUCUUCCCCAUCUCCUCCACCGGUACCGGAAUCCACAACACGGCCACCAAUUCCUCCGCUACCGAUCCACCACAGUAAGUUUCACCUAACGACCAGAUUAACAAUCGCAAGCGGGUUGAUGUUGGUGGCGGUGAUUUGUGCUCUAAUGAUUUUGUUCAUGUUCAUAUUUCAUUAUUGUUACCAUCAACGACUCCUUGUAGUCCACGGCGACAUAGAGUCAAGCCAAGUAUCGGGAACUGCAGCGGAGGAGACGUCGGAGGAAAUUCCGGCAUCCGUGAAGAUGGGUUUUAGAGAAAUAAAAACAGGGGAAAUUGGGGAUUGCGAUGGGAGGAAGUGUGCGAUAUGUAUUGAGGGAUUUGGGGAAGAGGAGAUUUGUGGAGUAAUUGAGAAUUGUGGCCAUUUUUUUCAUAGGGAUUGUAUUAAUCGGUGGCUUAGAAUUGAGAGGCGUUGCCCUCUUUGCCGCUGCUUUGUUGGUUGUUCAUAG